AUGUCUGCAGCAAGUGUGACGACUGCUGGCACUCAGCCUGCGCUCUCCGCCGCCCCGCUCAAGAAUCCACAUGCUCCUCAAGCCAGCACUCAAUCGACUCCCCACAUCUCGGCUCGGAGCCAGGCCGAUAGUACCCAGGGUGCCGCCAGCGUGGCAGGCAGAGUUGCGCCUGCAAUGCCGCUGGGCGCCCGGGCUGCGCCCGACGCACCCAGUGGUUCAGGUCGACCUGCUGUGGGCGCUACGGCCGAGACCGGAGCAGCAAAGGAGCGGACUUCGCUCAUGACCGUCCUCUUUGGUGUUAACAAGCAUUUGCACGCGGCUGGAGCAUUGAUGUCCGGGUUGGAUCGAGAGUGGUCUGGACUUGCAUGCCAAUGUACUACGGAGGAGAUCGAACAGCGACAUUCCCUUCAGCUAGUGGCGGCAGCGCGAAAAGCGAGGGAAGAGCUGCUGGAUGAGCUGAAGCCCGAGCUUACACUUGCUCGCGCCAUCCAGCAGUGCAAAUCGGCGUGCGACGAGCAGUGGAAGGAUAACUGGCGAAGUCGAGAAUUGAAAUUGCGGUCAGAAUUUUCGACCGAGCGAGUUGAGCACACAAAGCAAGAAGCUGAGCUUAGACACCAGUGCGAUCUCAAAAUUCGACGCGAACGGCACGCAAUGAAAAAGGAAUGGUCGAGGUGGGAGAAGAUUUUGAGAAGGAGAAGGCUGAAUGGCACGAGGACCGAGAGGAGGAAGUCGCGCGUGCUGCCCGCUACCGGAGCAGAUGCAAACACCUGA
Molecule: messenger RNA, 771 nt
Organism: Ceraceosorus guamensis
Lineage: Eukaryota; Fungi; Basidiomycota; Exobasidiomycetes; Ceraceosorales; Ceraceosoraceae
Exons: 1
Coding region: 1-771 (256 amino acids)
Source: RefSeq, a predicted model, not a curated record